UUGAAAGCUUUGGAAACAUCUAUCAAAGCCAUUGAAGAAGUCAUUAUGAACAAGAAAGGAACAUUUGUUUUACAACAAGCUCCAAAGGUUGUCACAGAUAUGGAUGAAGCAGACUUUGCAAAGGAACUGGAAAAACUUGAACGUCAAAAUGCAGAAGUUGAUGGUGAUGAUGAUAAUCCUGAUGAUGAAGAAGAACAAGAUGAAGCAAAAAUGAUUGUGCUGAAAUCAGUGAACUACAAUAUAGAACUGGAAGCCAUCCCUCAAACUUUCCACAGCGGGAGAGGGUAAGUAGAUCACGAACGUGACGUCAUUCAAAGUGUGCCAGAUAUCAUCGCUCCGUCUGAGGCGACGGUGUGCAACUCUCAUAAACCAGGAGAGAGUAUUUCUCAUUGUAAUUCGUCAGAGUCAGACCCAUUUUGUCAAGUGUAUGAGAUUUCUAUUUCAGAAGAGAGGUUGCUCUGACUGUGAAAGAUCGUCCUUUACAAAAAGAUGACCGACAAAGGUAAAAAAUCCUGUGUUGAACAAGAGAAUAACGUUAAAAAAGAUGGUUGUGAUGGGCUAGAAGAUGGCAACGAAAGAUACGACAAUGCAGUAGAAAAUGAAAGUAUGGAAGGUGGUGAAAAUACUCAACCAAUUCCAAAUUUACCCAUUCAAGAAACUCUUGCUGAAGAAUUUUUGUUUGACCUGCUAGACUUUACAAGAGAAGAUAGAUGUGCGAUGGAAAUGCUGAACGAACAUUUUGUGUUAAAUGUACCAUCAACGUUAGAAAAACUUUAAAGAUUCGUCAACUUCAACGUAAAAUGAUUUAUACUAAGAGAAAUAAAUCAUGCACAUUUUAUAUUAUAAAUAGGUUUGUGUAAAACGCAAGAACUCAAGAAAAUAUUUUGUUUUUACCAUUCAAUAAUCAAUGGACGAAAGGCAUACUUUAAUCUUAUGUACUAAUGAACCAUUUAAAAUAAUUUGUAAGUUUUUGUAAAUCUCUUUCUUAAUAAUAUUUAUUUUUAUUAAUGUGAUAAUUAAUAUUUAUUGAAUGGUAAUUUUUUAGUGCCGUCAUUUCAUGCGUUAUAAUGUAUAAACCACUGAUAUAAACUCAUACAUUCCUACA
Molecule: messenger RNA, 1105 nt
Organism: Xenia sp. Carnegie-2017
Lineage: Eukaryota; Metazoa; Cnidaria; Anthozoa; Malacalcyonacea; Xeniidae
Product: eukaryotic translation initiation factor 2 subunit 1-like
Exons: 5
Coding region: 46-288 (80 amino acids)
Source: RefSeq, a predicted model, not a curated record